Zootoca vivipara (common lizard) is the source of this 7240-nucleotide messenger RNA. RefSeq names its product REST corepressor 1 (gene RCOR1). Gene Ontology annotation, cellular component: histone deacetylase complex; transcription regulator complex. NCBI's taxonomy places the organism in Eukaryota, Metazoa, Chordata, Lepidosauria, Squamata, Lacertidae. The record is from RefSeq and is a predicted model, not a curated record. Gene Ontology annotation, molecular function: transcription corepressor activity. Gene Ontology annotation, biological process: negative regulation of DNA-templated transcription; regulation of transcription by RNA polymerase II.
GUGACUAGUCCCAGUGCAGGGAAGUGCAAGGAGAGAGAGAGAGAGAGAGGAGGGGGAUGAGCUUCAAAGUUCGAGGCUUCCUCUCAUUGCAGGGAAUUUUUUCUUCUUCUUUGAAGGAAGGGGAGAGGAGAGAAGGGAGAUUGCAAUAAAGCAGCCUCAGCUUUGCAAUUGCAGCUUGCUUCCCCUCCCCUUUCUUUGCAAAAAAAAGGGGGAGGGAAAAAAAGAAAAGAAAGAGAGCAGCAAGCUCGUCUCCUGCUAUUCCCCCUUCUCUCCUCCCUCUAAAUUCUGACUGGUCUUUCCCCUUUAUUCUCUCUAUCUCUCCCCCCCCCCAAACAACAACCCUUCACACUCCACCUCCUCCUCUUCUUUCCUUUUUUUUUUGCCUUACCGCCCCCCUCAACCCCCAAUGCCAGCCAUGAUAGAGAAGGGCCCGGAGAUCUCAGGCAAAAGAAGGGGCAGGAACAAUAAUGCCAGCAGCCAGGCGAGCGGCGCUGCUUCUCACAGCGCCUCUGCCUCCGUCUCAGCCGGCAGCGCCAACAAUGGGAAUAAUAGUAAAAGUUUGGCAGCGCCCAAUGGCAAUGGAAGCAGCGCCGCCAACUCUUGGGAAGAGGGCAGCUCGGGGUCUUCCAGCGAUGAGGAGCAUGGAGGAGGAGGCAUGAGAGUGGGAACCCAAUACCAAGCCGUCGUUCCCGACUUCGAUCCUGCUAAACUUGCAAAGCGGUCCCAGGAGAGAGAAAAUCUUGGUAUGCUGGUCUGGUCGCCCAACCAGAAUAUUUCUGAAGCAAAGUUGGAUGAAUACAUCGCUAUUGCAAAAGAAAAGCACGGCUACAACAUGGAGCAGGCCCUGGGGAUGCUAUUUUGGCACAAGCACAACAUUGAGAAAUCUCUGGCUGACCUGCCCAACUUCACCCCCUUCCCAGACGAAUGGACGGUUGAGGACAAAGUCUUGUUCGAGCAGGCUUUCAGUUUCCACGGAAAAACAUUUCAUCGUAUUCAGCAAAUGCUUCCUGACAAAUCAAUAGCAAGCCUGGUGAAGUUCUACUACUCCUGGAAAAAGACGAGAACCAAAACGAGCGUCAUGGAUCGUCAUGCUCGGAAGCAGAAAAGGGAGAGGGAAGAAAGCGAGGAUGAAAUAGAAGAAGCAAAUGGAACUAACCCUAUCGAUAUUGAGGUUGAACAAAACAAGGAGAACAAAAAAGAGAUUUCUACUUUGCAGGUUCCCCCAGUGGAAACCGUUCCUCAGGUGAAGAAGGAGAAGCACAGUACCCAGGCAGCUAAGAACAGAGCCAAGAGGAAACCUCCCAAGGGAAUGUUCCUUUCUCAAGAAGAUGUGGAGGCCGUCUCCGCCAACGCCACAGCUGCUACCACCUUGCUGAGGCAACUGGAUAUGGAAUUGGUCUCCAUCAAACGACAGAUUCAGAAUAUCAAGCAAACAAACAGCGCUCUGAAAGAGAAACUUGAAAGAGGAGUCGAACAAUAUCGGAUGCCAGAGGUUACGCUGAAAUGCAACGCACGCUGGACCACCGACGAGCAGCUUCUUGCUGUACAAGCCAUCAGGAAAUAUGGUCGAGAUUUUCAGGCAAUCUCUGAUGUGAUUGGAAACAAGUCUGUGGUGCAGGUGAAGAACUUUUUUGUAAAUUACCGGCGGCGUUUUAACAUAGACGAAGUCCUACAGGAGUGGGAAGCAGAGCAUGGCAAAGAAGAGACGAAUGGAACUAGUACGCAGAAACCCGUAAAGUCACCAGAUAAUACCAUUAAAGUUUCUGAAGAAGAAGAAGAGGCAACUUCUGUUUUGGAUGUCAGAUAUACACCUGCAUCAUGAGAAACUCAGGUAGCCUAGGACAAUGUUGAUGUUUUGACUACUGUUGGUCAUCCAUGAUAUCAGGUAUUAGCAAAACCUCAAGACAGCCAUCAUAUCUCCGUGGACAAGCAGCUAUUACCAAAAAGAGAGAGAGAGGAAGAGAACAGAUCACGAACCAAGGCAAAAAACACUUCUGCUCCUGUGCUACAUUUGCCUUAAUUUUCUCCUCAUCCCUCCAUACUGCCUCCAUUUGCUCUUCUGCAGUUCCUGGGACAAGCUCUCCACCCUUCAACAACACCCAACUUCAAAGCAUUAGCUUCUCCUUGAGCCAUCUACGCGCCGGCAUGCAAAAACCUCUUACCAGCCAGCUCUCCUCCCCCUCCUGCUCCUCCCCACGCUCAGAGGGUGACCCCUAAUACCAGGGGCGUUUCUGAAACUUGCUCCCUAGUAGUAUGUGCUUCUGUACGGCCUUGUGUGGUUUCAGCUUACUUUAUGAUGUAAUCAUUAUUCUUACAGUGACAUUUUAAAAUCUUUUUUCUUUUUCUUUUUUAAAAAAAUUAUAUACAUAUAUAUAUGAAUGAACUGUCAAAUACAUGUAUCAAGCAUGUGCUAGGUUGGCCCGGUGGCUUCUCUGAAGUCAGGGGACAUGGCAAGUAGGUAGGAUUUCAGGGCUGCAAGCGGUAGACCACCAACCUCCUAGCACAUGCAGAAGCUUGUUUUCUGCUCCUUUUUUAUUUUUAAAGAAAACCCCGUUCUUAGUUGUGAUUUUUAUUAUUGUCAUUAUUAUUAUUGUCAUGAUGGACCUUCUUACUUAGUGCAAAAGGGAAUGUGCAGCCUAUAGCCUGCUUGGAAUAAUCUGUUGGUCGAUCGAUGUAUAUGCACCCAAACACCCAUGUACUUUCAUUAUAACCUCCCGGCGAAUGCUGACACAGCUGAGUUCCUUUGACUGUCUUAAAGGGUUAGAGCAAAAGCAGCAGCCUUUCCCAUUCGCUCCAGGGUUCUUCUGCAUCUGUUUGAUACUUCUGUCGUCUUAAAGAAGGGACUUCGCGCCCCACCGGAGUGAACGGAGGUUGCACAGUCGCUGCGCUCAGCAAAUGGCUUGCUUGGCCACGACAUUGCGGUGCAAAUUAGGAUAGAGAGCUUCGGUCCUUUAAAAUGUGUGUUUGAACAGAGGACACACACACACACACACCCUCUCACCUUUCUCCCACCCCAAGAGCUCCUUCAAGCUGCUGUCGCUUAGUUCCUUCCGACACGCAGAGCCCAGCUAUGUGGCAAAGGCCGUUAUGGCAAGUUCCACACUGGCGUAGCAUUUACUAGGAGCUGGGAUGGAGCUGGCUUGAGGAACAGAGGCUUGGAGGUUCCUCCUCCUUAGACUUCUGAACUUGGCAGCAUGGAAGCGGCGUGGGUACCAAAAGGAGCCCUUCAGCUAAAAGAUGUAGGAUGUAGCGUUCUUAAAUAUUUUCAUUAGCUGUAAUAAUGAUGCAAAAUUAAAUAAUUUUAAUCAGGGGUGUACAGGGGUUAAUUUAUGGGCGCGUGUUUUUAGUUGACUUCAUUGCCACAGUACCCUUAACGUAGAAAUCAAUUUCAAAUAAAGUUGCAACCUCAAUAUGCACGGCUUUUUGAGAUGCUGAGGGCCAAGAGUGGGAUUAAUUUGCAAUUUAAUAAACCUACUGCUCGUUAAGACAGAAAAAGAGCUAUCUUUAAUACUUUUCUUUUACCAUGCCCUUUUUUACUGUAGCAACUGCAAAUGUACGCGUGUGCCCUUCGCUGGCAGUCACGCUGAUUUUAAAAUUUGCCUCUGCCUUCUAAAGUUGAGACACACACACACACACACACACACACACCCUACCUACCUACGAACUAACCUGCCGAUAAAAGCCGAUCAAAGCUUGCUGUCCUAAGACACAUUCUGUUUGGUACACCAAAAGCCACUGCAAAUAUAUGGGGGAACAGGUCUAGUAAUAACUCCUUGUUUCCUGAGGUAAUGUAAACGCCUUAUUUUUGGAAGGGUCCGUCCCUUCUGUUUUGAUAAUUAAAAAUAUAUGCAGUUAAAGCACAACAGGUGGCUUAUUCCUUACGACAUGCAUUAGCCAGUGUAAGCAUUUUAACCACUGUGGUGUACUUAGGUGGCACUGAAGCUUUUUUUUAAAAAAAUUAAUAACAGUAAUAAUAACUGGGGACUUCUACUAUGCACGGAGAAGGCAGAACUGCACUUUAUCAUAAUUUUCAGUGGCUGAAACCACAAGGGAAUUGCAAUCGGCUGGUAGACAAAUUUCAGUGACAAUAAUAGCCCAACCCAAGCAGGGAUGAAGGACUUUGUGGUCCUUCAGAUGAUGUUGGAUCUUAGCUCCCACCAUGCCUGACCAAUGGCCUUGCUGGCUAGGGCUGAUGGGAGCUGUAGUCCUGCCAAAUGUGGCAAGCAACAGGUUCCCCGAUCCCUAGCUUAGCGGGUCCUGAACAGCCAAGAUCAAGACUAAUUCUAGCCACUUGGAAGCACCUUUUAAACAAGACUUGCUUCAUAGCAUCUGCCUGAUGAUGAAAUGUUGGAGAAGCCGAGAUAUAUAACGUUGCUUGUUUUCUUAUCCAGGGCUCAAAACAAGAGGGGGAAUACAUAGAUAACACCAAAAAUCAUAUAGAGCUAAAGAAACAAUCAAGCUUUUUGAAAAAUAACGCCAGCUAGUCUACUGAGGGACAGGGAAAUUGAAAAACACUAGCGUGCAAAUGACAAAAUCUUGGCCUCCUUCCUUUACUCCUAAGUGACACCUCCUUGUGCCUGAGAUAUCUGAUCUAGAUUACGAUCUCUGGGAACCAUUUCUUCCCCUUCUUUAAAUCCUCACGUAUCCAUAUUGAAUUGAUUCUGUUCCCUGCCAGGCAAGGUUGCAAAAAGUAGCUGCUUCCGAGAGACGUGGUGAAGAAUAAUUGGCCGUGUUUUAACCAUGUUCUGCAUUAAAGAGGUUGUGGGUUUGGAUUACCACCUAGUAAUUUAUUUAUUUUUAAAAAACAACCCUGUCCUGUCCUUUUUAAAUAAUCCAGCCACAGCACUAGGCAGUGUGCAAUUUUUAUAUUUUUAAAGAAAAUCUAUGUAAAUGUUUUAUAUUAAAUUAGCAGAGGAUAUAAUAGCCAGGUUGGUUUGAACGGUCUGCCUCAAAUCCAUACUGUCGGAGAGCUGAAAGGUAUGAUCAUGUGAUGUAUACGUUACUGGACAUUUGAGAUUGCUGGUUGGGAGAGAUUGGAAAGCUCUUCCAUGUAGAGAACUUUCAUGCCAGAGAGUGUGGCCAGAACUUCUCCCUGACAUGUUAAGAUUUUGUAUCUAGGGAGCAUUUAUGUCUCUUCUGCAGCUUGUACAGUCUUGACAGUGGACCUGCAGCUUGUACAGUCUUGACAGUGGACCUGUUGAUCAUGUGGUUUAGCUCAGAGUACAAGCCUGUUUCGCUGCUCCCUUCAGCAAACCUACCAAACAAAAAGAUGAGUUUUGGCUUGAUCCCUCUCCCAGGAAGAGAAAUCAUGUCUUCGCCUCUUCACGAUUACCUUAUUGUAAGCCUGCAUACAAUAAAAUGUGACACUGAAUUCCCCUCCCCCUAUUGGUUGAAUAUCGCCUGCAACUGUUCCAGUAUGAAAUGGGGGAAAUAUUGUUAACUUUCCUUUCGGUUGUUUUCUUUCUUUCAUAGUCUUGUCUCCUAUAUGGAAAAGCUUAAACCUUUCAGUUCAAGCAUUCAACCGAGGCGCCACAUUCUGAUUUAGAAAGUUCCAGAAAGAUUGCUACAUUAUAUGUAAUAUUUGCUUACAUUUUGUUUCCUUAAACUAUCAGUAUGGAUGUUAUAAUUAUAUAUAUUUUGUGGAAGAUGGGAAGUUUUUGUUUCCUUCUAAGUAUAAGUUAUUGUGCAACGACGACAUCGCUACAACAAAAAGUGGUACUUUUUUUUUAAAAAAAAAAAAGACUUUUAGUUUUAGAAAUCUUAACAAAUGUACACACGCGCCAUAAUUUUACGUUUGUUCUAUUUAAUUUUUAAGUAUAGUUGUGUAACAUGCCAGUACAUUUCCCCCCAUUUCUACCCAACCUGCUCUGCUUAUCCAUCAGGAUACCUUGUUUACUUGAAUGUUGUAUCCUAACUGGUCUGAAACAUAGCGAUCGAACUUCUGUAAGGGAAGAAGAGACAUUGUAUGAUGAACUUAACAUAGCUUAGGGAAAUGUACAAUCAUAUGCUCAGCAGCAGCUACAACUGGCAAAGCAGCCAUAAAUCCCUUGCACAUAUUUCAGGGAUUUUAUUUUAUUUAUUUUAUUUUAUUUGCAGAUUCCCCCCUUUGAAACGCAUCUGUGUGUUGAGGAGGGAGGGAAUUGUGGCCCUUGGCCCCGAUCCCUGACUUUCAUGCAGCUGCUCCCCCACCCCUGUUUUCCAGGGGUUGGCAGAAUGUGUGGGAAAGGGCACAGAUCUAUGGAGUCUUCAGUCUGAGUAGGGACAUUGCACAACCAAGCUCUUUGAUUGUGUGGAUAGAAGCCAUCUGUGUAUAGACACCCCUUUCAUACAUUCUGCUGAUCACAGAUUGAGGGGCAAGAGGACCGGCUGUUUUAACUGCUCUCCCACUCCGUGCAGUCAGUACAGGUGAAACCCUGAAAAUUAGAAUAUCGUCGAAAAGUGCAUUUAUUUCAGUAAUGCAACUUAUUAUUAUUAUUUUUACAAAUGCUUUCGUUUGGAAAUUCCACAGGAAUAAAACAAAUAGUUACAAUAAUACAAAAAUAAACACUGCUAUUACAUUUCAUUAAUUGCAUUCCAUUUAUAAUUGACCCGCCUAACGACAAAUAAUUACAAUUACAACAAAUAAAGGCUUGACAUAUCUUGCUUUGCAUGUCAUGCAUCUAUCUCAUAUAUUGGUUUCACCUUUUAAGUUGCGUUACUGAAAUAAAUGCACUUUUCGAUGAUAGUCUAAUUUUCCGAGUUUCACCUGUAUAUGCAUGGAGGGAAGGAGGAGGAGAAGGUCAGGCCCUGCCUUCUAGUCUACUAGUCGGUGGGGUGUGUGUUGUCUGGCAGCCUGCCUUACAUACCCCCCAGGAAGUCAGGUGUCUCCUCCACACAGCUCCCAAAAAAGACAGGUUGGACCAUAGAACCAAUGGUGACCAUUCUCUAUCCUGGAGGUGGUAAUUCUGCCCUCCUGUUCCACAGCCCCAAGUAGUCCACUGCAAAGAUGUACCAGGAAUUCCAAACGGAAUGAUCCCUGUUCCAGUGCCAGCCAGCACCGUGUUUGAACACUUGAUAGAUGUGUUGCUUAGUAGUCCCAUGCGUGAUGUUUGCAUCGGCCUCCUGACAGGGAUUGAUGUAUGGGUUUUUCUUUCUUUCUCAGAAGUUUAAUCCCAUGUGCAAAGCUUCCCCUUGAUGAAAUGAAGUAGUUUGUCAUGUGGCAUUGGUAGGCCAGGGAACGGAUGCUGUUUGAGAAGGGGGG